CUAGGGAUAAUGACUCUUCCUGCUUUUCACCUAAGUUGAAUAAGCACCCUGUGCACUUUAAUCUCCUGUCGGUGCCAUCAGGCUAACUGAAGACAGGGUUUGGAAAUCUCAGUUCUAAAGACAUCCAGCCAAAGUCUCAAUCUUGCCUUAACAAUGUUCCAGAGGCUGAAUAAAAUGUUUGUGGGCGAAGUCAACACUUCCUGCAACCAAGAACCAGAAUUUAGUGAGAAAGAAGAUGAUGAAUGGAUUCUUGUUGACUUCAUAGAUACUUGCACUGGUUUCUCAGCAGAAGAGGAAGAAGAAGAAGAAGAUAUCAGCGAAGAGUCACCUACUGAGCACCCUUCAGUCUUUUCCUGUUUACCGGCAUCUCUUGAGUGCUUGGCUGAUACAAGUGAUUCCUGCUUCCUCCAGUUUGAGUCCUGUCCAAUGGAGGAGAGCUGGUUUAUCACCCCUCCCCCAUGUUUUACUGCAGGUGGAUUAACCACUAUCAAGGUGGAAACAAGUCCUAUGGAAAACCUUCUCAUCGAACAUCCCAGCAUGUCUGUCUAUGCUGUGCAUAACUCCUGCCCAGGUCUCAGUGAGGCCAGUUGUGGGACUGAUGAAUUUCAUAACCCAGGUAGUCCCAGGGCCAGGAAAAGCUGCUUAUAAGACUCACGGGCACAGAAGUGGAAGCUCAAAAUGAAAUGGGGCAGCACAUUCACUGCUACGUUGCAGCUCUUGCUGCACAUACAACUUUUCUGGAACAACCCAAGAGCUUUCGCCCUUCCCAGUGGAUAAAAGAACAUAGUGAAAGACAGUCUCUUAACAGAAAUAGCCUCCGUCGCCAAAAUCUUACCAGGGAUGGCCACUCCCGGCAAGUGAAGCACAGUGGCUGGGUUGUUCAUCAGCCCUGCCCGCGUCAGUACAAUUACUGAGAUUCCAAGUUCUGUUGGUUGGUUUCUCUUGGUUUGUGCAUGUGUGUGUAGAUGUGUGUGUAUGUACAACGAAAUGUUGUCUCUUUACAGCCAAUUGAUGACCAAUCAGAUAGUUUUAUCAGUGUGUUUAGACACUAUCUUGAAAAGCAGAUUUAUAUGCUGUGUAUCACAUAAUGCCUUGCUCUUAACACUUUUUUGUAAAUUUUUUCAGCAUAUUUUUGAAAACAUAUCAAUACAAUUACAGUAUUUGGUGUUUAGGGGGUGUCUUUAAAUCUGUUAAGAUGUACAUGAGUUAGUCAGCAUUUUAAAGACAUUUCUUCCCAAGGAUGAGAAUAGGUAUCUUUCAAUUUCAUUUUAUUUUGUAUUACUUAAUCUUUUGAGUAAUCAAAUUUAUUCUCAGGGUCAGCCAUACACUUUAUUGACCAGUACUUGAUAAUCUUUUCUGUAUAUAACGAAAACGUUUUUACACACUAACAUGAGCAUUAACAGGUGAUAGUUGCCAUGGACAUAAUGGAAUUAUGGCUGGACUUUGUUUUGAAUGAAAACUUGAUAUAUUUCUAUGUGUAUGGUUUUUUUUCCCCAGAUUAGUCAUGCAGUUCAUUUUGGAAUUCAGGUACAUUAAGCUUUGGUGGACAGUGCUUUCAGUGAUUCCAAUGUGACUCCAUGACAUGGUACAGACUUCAUAGGUGUCGUGGUCAAAAGUCCUUGUCUCACGUGCAGAGGGAUUAAAUUAGACCUGUGAAAUUGUAUUUGGGAAAAUUCAUGUCUGUAACUAACCCAUUAGUGCAGUGUUUGUGUUUAAGUGGUUUUGAUUUCUUCUUGCCAGCUCUGCCCACUCCUCACCUUACAGCAGCUG
Carlito syrichta (Philippine tarsier) is the source of this 1770-nucleotide messenger RNA. RefSeq names its product tumor protein p53 inducible nuclear protein 1 (gene TP53INP1). The record is from RefSeq and is a predicted model, not a curated record. Gene Ontology annotation, cellular component: autophagosome; nucleus. Bases 154 to 648 code for a protein of 164 amino acids. NCBI's taxonomy places the organism in Eukaryota, Metazoa, Chordata, Mammalia, Primates, Tarsiidae. Gene Ontology annotation, biological process: autophagosome assembly; positive regulation of DNA-templated transcription. The transcript has 4 exons.